GCUUGCUCAGCCACAUCAACGGGACGCUUAAUAUAUAUAUCUCUUCUACCCUUCUCUGCUUUCGUUAGUCGUUACUCGUCACCGUGCGAUUUUUACGCAUCGUAGCUGUUAAUCUCUGUCGCUUCUGUUCCUCGUUGAGAGAUUCGCUCGCUUCGAGUUCACUCACCAUGGACGAUCUUGCUCGACUCAAAUCGGACGACCCGUUUCUUCUCCAGUACCAGCCCUCCGAACUCAGGAUCGCAUCGGAGUUUCUGACGGUGUGGCUCCCUUUCCUCUCGAGAGACCUCUGCCAAGAUUGCACUCGAAUUCUCUCUGAUCGCAUCCGCUCUCUUGGCCAAGAUGGGAAGGGAGCUUCUUCUUCAACCUCAAACAUUGUGGAAUGUAAAGAAAGAGUCGAGAAUUGUGAUGGUAGCAGCUCUCCGGGAAGUUGUAAACAUGAGGCAGAUGCUGACACCUUUUCCUUAGAGAGUUGGAAAGAGGGGGCAAGCCGGUUGUUGGAGCCAAAUUCAGAAUCACCUCUGACUGAAACCCCAAGUCCCAGAAUGUCUUGGGCUGACAUGGCACAAGAAGACGAGCUUGAGGAAGGAGAUGAGAGGCAUGAAUUUAACAAACGGGUGGUUGAUAUCAAUUCUUCAACUGGGGAGUUGAGGAUAUCGAAUUCUGUUGAGAAGCCUAAGUUGUCAUUUGAACAGAGAGAGCACAUUCGUUUCAUGAAUGUGAACAGGAAGAAAGAUUUCAUAUGUUUGGAGAGGGUUAAAGGGAAACUUGUUAACAUUCUUGAGGGACUUGAGCUGCACACAGGGGUCUUUAGUGCUGCUGAGCAGAAGAGAAUAGUUGAUUUUGUUUAUUCACUUCAGGAGAGGGGAAGAAAAGGAGAACUCAAAGGACGCACAUAUUCUGCACCAAAUAAGUGGAUGAGAGGCAAAGGACGUGUCACUAUCCAAUUUGGUUGCUGUUACAAUUAUGCAACAGAUAAAAAUGGAAAUCCACCAGGCAUUCUGAAAAAUGAAGAAGUAGAUCCUUUACCUCAUCUUUUUAAGGUGAUAAUUCGAAGGCUAGUGAAAUGGCAUGUGCUCCCUCCAACUUGUGUGCCUGACAGUUGUAUUGUUAACAUUUACGAAGAAGGUGACUGUAUACCUCCCCAUAUUGACAACCAUGAUUUUGUCCGACCGUUCUGUACUGUGUCGUUUCUUAGCGAAUGCAAUAUAGUUUUUGGAUCGAAUUUAAAGGUUUUGGGUCCUGGUGAGUUUGCUGGUUCAAUUGCAAUACCUCUGCCCCUGGGAUCGGUUCUUGUUUUACAAGGAAAUGGGGCUGACGUGGCUAAGCACUGCGUGCCUGCGGUUCCUGCAAAAAGGAUAUCGAUCACAUUUAGAAAAAUGGAUGAAUCCAAACAGCCAUUUGGCUUUACUCCAGAACCUGAUUUGCAAGGGAUUCAACCAUUGCCCUAUGAAGUGGACAAGAAACAGAGGUUAAAAUCUCCAAAUUCUGAGCGCCUGCACCACGUUAGAAGGCCGCAUUCAAGAAGAGAUGGUAAGUUUGAAUAUAGAGGAUCGGCCGAGAGAGGUGAUUUUCAAUCUGCACUCCAUUACUCGAGCCGGAGUAGAAGAGGACCUGGAAAUAGGGGAAGGGGCAGAAUGGAUGUCGAUAACUAAUCUUUUCAUCGUGUGGACAUUCUAUCUUAUUUGGAUUUUGUGCAGUUUAACCUAUAAAAUAGCCAUAUGGGGAUAUGAUUUGGGUUUCAUAAAUCUUCUCCUAGUUCAGUUUAAACUUUGUAAACUAUACAUAUAGCUGUGGUUAUUGAUAUUGAUCGAAAUUAGGAGAUGAAAAUCGUUGGCAUUUUGGUGUUGUAUGUCCUUGUCCGGGUGAA
Messenger RNA from Carica papaya (papaya), 1867 nucleotides. RefSeq names its product 2-oxoglutarate (2OG) and Fe(II)-dependent oxygenase superfamily protein. The record is from RefSeq and is a predicted model, not a curated record. Gene Ontology annotation, molecular function: demethylase activity; mRNA binding. Gene Ontology annotation, biological process: mRNA catabolic process. NCBI's taxonomy places the organism in Eukaryota, Viridiplantae, Streptophyta, Magnoliopsida, Brassicales, Caricaceae.